AUGGAAGACAUGGCGAAAGAAUUCGUAAACACAACAUGCCCAUCAGAAAAUAAGAUAGAAAACGAUCCAUCAGCUUUUUGGGAUAAUGGUCCACAUUUUGAUGAUUGUUAUGAAGCAUUCGUUCUCGCGGCAUUCUUCGCCCUUCUCACGCAAUAUGUUGAAGAUUCUCCCGAAGAAAGCAAGGAGAUGUUAGAUAAUGCUGCAAAAAAGUCAUGUCCAUUUCCUCUUUGUUAUUAUAGAUAUCGACCAACAAGUGAAAGUUUUUCGAAUAUUGUUAAAUGGGGCAUUUUACAAUACGUUGCGUUGAUACCAAUCAUCACAUUUGCGACCUUGAUUACCGAAGCCUUUGGUGUUUAUUGCGCAGAAAGUAUGAGUUUGGUUUUUGCAAAAGUUUAUCUAAAGACUGCACAGGUUAUUUGUGUCACUAUCGCGAUGUAUGCUUUGGAUUUCAUUGCUGUUACAAUAAAAGUGUGGGAUAUAGCUAGACAAAGGCGUACUACACGUAAAACAUCUGAAAAAGACAGAUUUAGUCUUCAUCGUGCUUUUACAUCUAGGCGUAAGCAUAAAUACAAAAAUUUAGAAACAUCAUCCAAAAAUUUAGAUAUAGAAAAAUCAUCCAAAAAUUUAGAUUCAGAAACAUAA
This is a messenger RNA of Racocetra fulgida, 642 nucleotides long. The record is from the annotation of a GenBank genome assembly. NCBI's taxonomy places the organism in Eukaryota, Fungi, Glomeromycota, Glomeromycetes, Diversisporales, Gigasporaceae.